This is a messenger RNA of Parasteatoda tepidariorum (common house spider), 1404 nucleotides long. NCBI's taxonomy places the organism in Eukaryota, Metazoa, Arthropoda, Arachnida, Araneae, Theridiidae. The record is from RefSeq and is a predicted model, not a curated record.
CUCUUAGGCGAUCAUCUCUACAAACCGAAGAUCUGGUCUCUGGCAGACACAGCUACAAACAAAGUUCUAGAGAUGCCUUACGCGAAUGAUCUCUCAUCUAACGGAUGGUCGCCAACAAAAACUCCAUACCAAAGUUGUGCCGCCAUUCCUUUCCAGAGGUUCGGUAGCUGCAAUCUCCAUGGAUUCAAUCCUAUCACUCUCCAGACAGACACUCCGCCACAAACCCCGCCCAACAUGAAAAUGGUGUCCGGACACCAGGCAGUGCCUUCAUCAGCCUCAUACAUUGAACCACACGGCGGUGGUGCCUACCUAAACCUCUGUCCCUCCCAAGACACCAUCACGGAUGGACAAAUUAGAGAUGAAAAAAUGGAGACUUUUGCUGGUAAUCACCCAUCCGUACUAUCUGGCAGCACAUCGUCCAAUCAGAAUCCUCCAUCAGACUGCAUACCUGAAGACUACGAGGAACCACCCCGAUAUGCCGUUCGAUAGAAAACGUUCGAAAACCCAGCCGGAAGAACUAUUUAUUAUCCGCCUGCACCACCGGUGAUUAUAUACACUUCUAAAGCCAUCAAAGUACUUUUUAUGGCCAACGAAGAUCGAUACAUUGGAUACUUGCAAUACUCGUCAAAAGAACUAUAUAAUAUAGCAAUCAAUACUGUUUUAAAAUAUGGAUCGAACUGCAUCGAAGACGAUAAAUCACUUUUCGAGUGUGUGGCACCCCCAUGAAGCAUUUUAUAACCACAAAUGCUUUUGCAGACACAUUGCACAACUUUUACUUCAUCUGACUUCGACGAACUGUCUGCACUUUUACUAGAGUCCUUAUGAGUUAUGUCUGUAAUCUGGAAGUCUUUUUAUAUUUCUAUUUAAUUUUUAAUCUUCGGGUAUUACCGUAAUUUACCCUGGUAAAUUCUGGUUACCCAGGAAAUCAUGGUAAAUAAAAUUUUUUUAAAGGAUUUCACGAUUGAAUAGACGGGGAAAUCACGGCAACUCUGUUGUUACUUUAUUUUUUAAAAAAUUUUUUUCUUCUUCUAAUGGGGAUUUUUUUUUUUUUUUUGAGUUUUAUUGUUGCAGAAGCAUAAAAUAUCCGUUCUUGUUUUGUUUAUGUUUUUUCCCCUAUUUGUCCUAUGUAAAAGCGUAACAAGUUCAUUAAAAAAAAAUUCUGAAGAAUAACAAAAAUGCCUCAUAUACAUAUAGGUUCGUAUAACUCCAUAUAGUCAAUCGAAAUAUCGAAGCUAAACUUUGUAAUUCAUUUUGCCUAUUUUUGUUUUUAAACUUUGCAAGGCUUUAUUUAGGCUGAGCUUACAGGGACUCACACCAGACUGUGGUAACUUCAUCAAGAACAUAGUAUCUUCUGCGACAUUUUUUUUAAUAAAUUUCUUAAAUUUGCUUUUUAAUUUUUUUUUU